This is a messenger RNA of Corythoichthys intestinalis (scribbled pipefish), 2993 nucleotides long. RefSeq names its product FLVCR choline and heme transporter 1 (gene flvcr1). Lineage: Eukaryota; Metazoa; Chordata; Actinopteri; Syngnathiformes; Syngnathidae. Gene Ontology annotation, biological process: erythrocyte differentiation; mitochondrial transport; transmembrane transport. Gene Ontology annotation, molecular function: heme binding; heme transmembrane transporter activity. Bases 244 to 1851 code for a protein of 535 amino acids. Gene Ontology annotation, cellular component: membrane; mitochondrion. The transcript has 9 exons. The record is from RefSeq and is a predicted model, not a curated record.
AAACGCGUCGGACGUCUAUCGCCGUCAAGGUGCCGCAUACGUCAGCGGCUGAGUGUCAACGGCUGCUGCUUUCCUAUUGGCCGAGAAGGCGUGGGGCCAUCCUCCGCCCGACAACAAAGCAUAAAGGCGGACCUCCGCUGUCUGCUUACUGGAGGCGUCGAAGAAGCACGGGGCUCCGCUUCCGCUUAAAGCGCUAAAGUAAAAUAAAAUAAAAAUUGAAAAAGGAAGGCGAGUUUGCGCGCGAUGGUGGCGGGCGAGCUGGUGCAGGAGCAUCCUCGCGCGGACGCCGGCUCCGAGCACGAGCCCGGGGGCAUCAGCCCGGAACCGGAGCUGGAGCUGCGACCCAAGCCGGAGGAAGCCUGCAGCGUCGGUGAGACGGAGCGGCCGCGGCAGCAGGAGGAGGACGAGGAGGAGGGCGAAGAAGGCGAGGCGAUGCUGAAGAAGAAAAAGGAGGAGGAGGACGCGGAAGCUGCGAGACCCGCCGAGACCAAGCUCUAUUGGCAGCGCUUCUUGGUCCUGGCCGUCUUCAGCCUGUAUUCUCUGGUCAACGCCUUCCAGUGGAUCCAGUACGGCAUCUUGGCCAACGUCUUCACGCGCUUCUACCGGGUGGGCAACGACAAGGUGGACUGGCUGUCCAUCGUCUACAUGCUGGCCUACGUACCGCUCAUCUUCCCGGCCACUUGGCUGCUGGACCGCCGCGGCUUGCGCCUGACCGCGCUGCUGGGCUCGGGCCUCAACUGCGCCGGCGCCUGGCUCAAGUGCGCCAGCGUGGGUCAGCACCUCUACCCCGUCACCAUGCUGGCGCAGGUGGUCUGCUCCGUGGCGCAGAUCUUUAUCCUCGGCCUGCCCUCGCGCGUCGCCUCCGUCUGGUUCGGUCCCAAGGAGGUCUCCACCGCCUGCGCCACCGCCGUCCUCGGCAACCAGUUGGGCGUGGCCAUCGGCUUCCUGUUGCCUCCCGUCCUGGUGCCCAACACGCCCGACGACGUGGCGCUGACGGCCCACAACAUAGCCGUCAUGUUCUACGGCACCGCCGCCUUCUCCACCGUGCUCUUCAUCCUCACCGUCGUAGUGAUGAAGGACCGUCCGCCGCUGCCGCCCAGCCAGGCCCGGGCCGUCCUUCCCGACGGCACCCCCGAGGACUAUUCGUACCGGCGCUCGGUGGUCAACCUGAUGAAGAACAAAGCUUUCGGACUGUUGCUCCUCAGCUACGGCAUAACCACGGGGGCCUACUACUCGGUGUCCACCAUCCUCAACCAGAUGAUCAUGGCGUGCUAUGAGAAUGAAGAGUUGAAUGCGGGGAGGAUCGGGUUGACGUUGGUGGUGGCCGGCAUGGUGGGCUCCAUCCUCUGCGGCCUCUGGCUGGACCACACCAAGACCUUCAAAUUGACCACGCUGUUGGUCAACGUCUUAACUUUUGCCAGCAUGGUGGUGUUCACCUUCACGCUAGAUUUGAACAACAUCUACUUGGUCUUCUUCACGGGAGGCCUCCUCGGGUUCUUCAUGACGGGCUACCUUCCCGUGGGAUUUGAGUUUGGAGUGGAGAUCACCUACCCGGAGUCAGAGGGAACCUCGUCCGGACUCCUCAACACUUCGGCGCAGAUAUUUGGUGUGAUUUUCACACUGAUUCAGGGCAAACUGACCACAGACUACGAGAAGCCAUUAGCGGGAAACCUCUUCCUCUGCGCCUGGAUCUUCCUGGGAGUGGUGCUGACGGCCUUCAUCAAGUCCGACCUCAAACGGCACAACGUCAACAUCGGCAAAGACCGCCAGGCGCUUUGCACGGAGCAGCCGGCAGAGGAGAAGGUCAAGCAAAAAGCUUCUCUGAGCUUCGCCAGGGAAACAUCACUGUAGCCGGGGAAUGCUUUUGUGCGUCCUCGCCAGCGCUGACUUUUCCUCAUUUGACUUGAACGCGCUCCGGAGAUUUCCAAUCAAGCACAAGCGGUCGAAGGUGAGGGAAGGAAGCGGGUCAGACCGCUUUGGAUUGGGGCUCAUAUUAACUCCUUGGUUGCCAUAGACGUCCAAUUUAUUUGGACCGGGAGUGACGACUGCCAGCCUCUUCCCUGUUCGAACGGAUCAGACGUCUGCACAACUUUAAAACACUUUUUUUUUUUUUUUUUUUUUUAUAGAAUGUGUGUGUGUGGAGACUGCCCUCUUGUGGACAGCAGGAUGACAACAUUCAAUUUACUUUUGAUGUGUUUUUUUAAAAACAACUUUACAUUUUGUGUUUGAAUAGUUUGUCAUUUUUUGCGCAUUGGUCAGGCUUUUUUGGGAAGGCCUACAUUAAAAAUUUAAUUUAAAAAAUUGUUUUAUAAUUUAUCAAAUGAAAUUUGAAAAUGCAUACUGAUUGUUUUGGAGCACUUAUUUGAUGACUUUUUAUUUUUGCCCAAAAUUUUAAUUAAUUAAAUUAUGUAAGAAAUGUCAUUCAGACAUGAGUUUAAAUUAUAAAAAAACAAACAAACAAAACCACUAAGAGUAAAUAGAAUUAACCAAAGUUGGCUUUUUAAAAAAAAAACUUUGAAGCAAAAAUGUUUCCAGAAAAUUUGAAAGUUGCUCAUUUUAGUGAUUUAAGGUAUUAAAUAUAUGUAUUUUUAGUGUUGCACUUUAUUUAGUAGGUUUAUUAAUAAAAGGUCAUUUGGAACUUGCAAAAAUGAAACUUAUUGACUCAUAAAUAGCUCUUGGGUACAUCAUUUGCCUAUUUAUCAACUGCCACUAACGGAGACAGACUUCCAAUCCGGUGGAACGAACCUCCCGUUCCGAACGGAUUGGACAUCUGUCGCCGCCCAUUGCAGAAAAAGAAAGAGCUAAUGUUGUCAAGUGUAUAAUUUGUUGCCUGUCAACUGCUGUGCUUUGCUUCCUAAAUACUACAACAAGUACCUUUUUGGUGCCGUGUCAAUAAACUGACUCUUUGCGUCACAAUUCUUGUCGGUCACGCUUCACUUCCUGUGGGUUGCGUACUCCAGAAACCCUUGCAGAAUUGUGCCGAGACCAGUUAU